Messenger RNA from Daphnia carinata, 1869 nucleotides. Its product is annotated as protein disulfide-isomerase A3-like. The transcript is spliced from 5 exons. Lineage: Eukaryota; Metazoa; Arthropoda; Branchiopoda; Diplostraca; Daphniidae. Gene Ontology annotation, molecular function: protein disulfide isomerase activity. Gene Ontology annotation, biological process: response to endoplasmic reticulum stress; protein folding. The coding region runs from base 129 to 1598 and encodes 489 amino acids. Gene Ontology annotation, cellular component: endoplasmic reticulum. The record is from RefSeq and is a predicted model, not a curated record.
CUUUUGAGCUGUCUUACUGCGGUCACCGGCAUUUGAAGUUUAGCUCUCUUGCUCAUCGGUUCACCGAAUAAGGGGCUGUAGAUUAACAGUAUUCAUUUUUAAAACCCUUAUUUGUUUGAUCUGACAAAAUGCGGGUCAUUGCAACUUUUAUAGUCUCUUGUCUUUUGGCCUUAUCGGCUAACGCCGACUCGGUGGUAGAUCUUGUCGAUGAUGAUUUCGAUUCCAAAUUAAGUUCUUUUGAAACGGCCCUGGUCAUGUUUUACGCUCCCUGGUGUGGUCAUUGUAAACGCCUAAAACCUGAAUUUGAAAAGGCAGCCUCGUUGCUGAAAAGUAAUGACCCUCCAAUUACUCUUGCAAAGGUUGAUUGCACAGAGGGUGGAAAGAGUACCUGUAACAAGUUCAGCGUACAGGGAUAUCCAACUCUGAAGAUAUUUAAGAAUGGUGAAAUAUCCAGCGAGUACAAUGGCCCGAGAGAAUCUGCUGGAAUUGCUAAAUUCAUGAGAGCACAGGUUGGUCCAAGUGCCAAGGAAUUGCUGAAUGUCAAAGCCACUGAAGAAUUCCUUGCAAAAGAGGAUGUUGCAGUAGUAGGCUUCUUUGCAGAUGAAGCGAGUGAGCUGAAGAGUGUGUUUUUGAAGCUGGCUGAUAAACUUAGAGAAUCUGUCAAAUUUGGUGUUACAAGCAACAAAGAUGUCAUUGCAAAAUAUGGUUACUCAGACAAUGUUGUUCUUUUCCGACCUAAGCAUUUGCAUAACAAGUUCGAGCCUGAUUUUGUUGUUUUUGAUGGAGCUGCAACCAAAGAAGCCAUCAACAAUUGGGUGGAGAAGGAUUUUUUUGGCCUGGUUGGUCACCGCACUGUCGAUAAUGCUGCCCAGUUCAAAGAACCCAUUGUUGUUGCAUAUUUCGGAGUCGAUUAUGUGAAGAACCCCAAGGGAACAAACUACUGGCGUAACCGUAUCCUCAAAGUUGCCCAGUCCUUCCGUGGCGACUUCAGUUUCGCCAUCAGCAACAAAGAUGACUUCCAACAGGAGCUUAACGAAUUUGGGUUGGAUUAUAUCAACGAUGAUAAACCUCGUGUUGCUGUUCGUGAUGCUUCCAGCAGAAAAUUUGUCAUGAAAGAUGCUUUCUCGAUUGAAAACUUGCAGAAAUUCUUGAAUGACGUUAAAGAAGGUAAAUUAGAGCCUUAUAUGAAAUCGGAAGCCAUUCCCGAAAACACUACACCAUUGAAAACCGCUGUUGCUAAGAAUUUCAACGAAGUAGUCAUCGAUAACGGCAAGGACACGUUGAUUGAAUUCUACGCACCUUGGUGUGGUCACUGCAAAAAGUUGGGCCCGAUUUUCGAGGAGGUAGCCAAUGCUCUGAAAGACGAGGAUGUAGCUAUCGUCAAGAUGGAUGCCACAGCUAAUGACGUGCCCAGCAAAUUCGAAGUCAGAGGUUUCCCUACCCUCUACUGGCUUGCCAAAGAUGACAAGAACAACCAUGUUCGUUAUGAGGGUGGUCGCGAAAAGGACGAUUUCAUUAAAUACAUCGCUAAGCAUGCCACCAAGGAGUUGAAAGGCUGGGAUCGCUCUGGAGCACCUAAAGACUUAAAGGAGCUGUAAGGAGCUCAAUUCAAUCCAGUCCUAUAAUCUCGUCCCAGCCGUGUUACACAAGUGUUAGGGCAUAUUUCCAUAUUCCCAGUUUCUAAAAAAAAAAAAGGAAAAAAAAAAAUAAAAAAUAAAAACUACAUCUAUUGAAACUUGUUCACUCCAAUGGGGUUACAUGUCUGAUUUGCUGGUACGAAUUUGUUAAACGUAUUAUUGCAGCAGUUGUAGGUUCAUGAGACCUGCAGUGGGAAUGUGGAAUCAAAUAAAUCAAGUUUGUGAUAACUAA